AGGAGAGAUGAAACAAUCAGAAAUCACAUGAUUAGAUUAGGCUAAAACCAGAAUCACAAGCCACAGAGGGAGGAGAUAGUGAGGAGAUGCUUCCAUUUCCUAUCCCCUCCUAGCCUUCUCCUCUCCAAACCCCCCGCCUCGCUCCGGCGCCUUCUUCCCCGCCGUCGCCAUGGGACAGGCCUGGGCGUCCCUCCAAGAUAAGCUCCAAGGGAGGCAAUGGAAGGAGAAGCAGGUGAGGAAGAUCACGGACAAGGUGUUCGACCACCUCACCGAGGACGCCAAGAAGCGCGAGCAAGAGGCCCUCACCUUCGAGGAGGUCUACAUCGCCGUCCUCUGCGUCUACAACGACAUCAACAAGUACUUGCCAGGGCCGCACUAUGAUCCACCGUCCAAGGAAAAUCUUAAAUCCAUGAUGAAUGAAUACGACAUUAACCUGGACGGGCUCCUGGAUCGCGAGGAGUUCGCGGAGUUCAUACGGAAGCUGACGGCGGACUCCCUGUGCGCGAUCAGCCUCAAGCUGCUGGUGACGCUGGUGGCCGCGCCGGCGCUGGCGCUGGCGACCAAGAGGGCGACGGAGGGCGUCCCCGGCGUCGGCAAGGUGGUGCGCAAGGUGCCGAACUCCAUCUACGCCUCCGUCAUCACCCUCGGUGUCGUCAUGGCCCAGAAAUCCACCGAGGGCGUCGAGUAGACAAGGUAAUCCGAAUCAGGGAUUCAGAGCUUGCUAAGCUCGCAACGACGCAUCGUAUGAUCGCAACGUGUAAAUGCUGCAUUAGGCAGCUGGGAUAUAUAUAGAUGUUGCUGCUUUGAUUUGUUAUUGUGCUCGAUGCUGUAAUGGAACUUUUUUUUCGCUUGUAAACACUCGUUCUUUUUUCUCUGAA
This is a messenger RNA of Oryza brachyantha (malo sina), 878 nucleotides long. RefSeq lists its product as uncharacterized. NCBI's taxonomy places the organism in Eukaryota, Viridiplantae, Streptophyta, Magnoliopsida, Poales, Poaceae. The transcript is spliced from 4 exons. Gene Ontology annotation, molecular function: calcium ion binding. The record is from RefSeq and is a predicted model, not a curated record. Bases 170 to 688 code for a protein of 172 amino acids.